GAGAGAGAGAGAGAGAGAGAGAGAGAGAGAGAGAGAGCUCCGAUAAACAACAACACAGUUCCCCGAGCAGCGUUUGGCGGAUCCAGCUCUGAACUGCGGCCUCAGCGACAGAGAGGCACACGGAGGAGGACUCCCCCCCCCCCACGCUCCCCAGCGGGUUGUCGUGCUGUGUCCAUACAUUCGUCGUUCGAUGCCAUUGCGGAAGUGAGCGGCUCCGCAGACACGACGCAGAGACGCCUGGAGUGGGAGGACAUCUAGCGGCCGAUCGGGAGAUGUACGGAGCUUCAGGUGUCCCCGAGCUCAUCCCGCCCGCCGGGCCGCCCCGGCAGCCCGGCGCGGCGGGCCAGUACAACCCGGGACACCCCCAGGUCAACGGCGGCGGGUCCAACCCGCAGAGACUGGGACAGAGGGCGCCCAAGCUGGGCCAGAUCGGUCGGUCCAAGAAAGUGGACUUGGACGACGAAGACGUGGACGACAUCAUGAACAACAACGGGCAGUGUCCCGUCACCCUCUCUCCCAUCUCCUAAACUUCACCAUGAAGUGCCAAAAAAAAAGAAAAAAAGAGUGAAGAAGCCCCCCCCACCUCAGUGGGAGACGCCAAACCUCCACGUCGGCGAUCUUGGCCUCGAUCGCGUCAAGUGUCCUACUGAAAGUGUCUGAUGGCUCAGCACGGCACAGAAGGCGGCUCGUUACCCACCGGCCGAAGCCUCUGAUUGUAUAUAGUGUUUAUUUAACUUUGGUCAUACUGUGAAGUAAUUGUAUUGCACCCCCCCGACACACACACACACAGACACAAACACAGACUAUCAGGAUUAUGAGUGGGAUGUGUAGGAGAGCGUGUAUAUUUUUCAGAGCUUCUCAGAAAAAGGGCUACAUUUCUAAAGUUGCACUGAGCAGGUGGUGAGAGGACGAGCGGCGUCUCGCCCGAGUGGUCACCGGCCAGGGUUACUGAUUUGUCUG
Messenger RNA from Limanda limanda (common dab), 960 nucleotides. RefSeq lists its product as uncharacterized. Bases 273 to 527 code for a protein of 84 amino acids. The transcript has 3 exons. NCBI's taxonomy places the organism in Eukaryota, Metazoa, Chordata, Actinopteri, Pleuronectiformes, Pleuronectidae. Gene Ontology annotation, biological process: negative regulation of protein kinase activity. The record is from RefSeq and is a predicted model, not a curated record. Gene Ontology annotation, molecular function: protein kinase binding; calcium-dependent protein kinase inhibitor activity.